Triplophysa rosa is the source of this 1914-nucleotide messenger RNA. RefSeq names its product CMP-N-acetylneuraminate-beta-galactosamide-alpha-2,3-sialyltransferase 1-like. The transcript is spliced from 6 exons. The record is from RefSeq and is a predicted model, not a curated record. Bases 33 to 977 code for a protein of 314 amino acids. Gene Ontology annotation, molecular function: beta-galactoside (CMP) alpha-2,3-sialyltransferase activity. Lineage: Eukaryota; Metazoa; Chordata; Actinopteri; Cypriniformes; Nemacheilidae.
UGGUUUCUCUGCAGGGGUGAAGUGAGGAAAGGAUGCAAGGGAUUAGAUAUGGGAAAUACUCUAUGACACUGGUCAUAUGUGUAAUUCUAGUCUGCAUGUUUCUGGUCUUCCAACCCCUGGACGACUUCUCAGAUGGGAUCUGUGCGUGUACUCACUGUGUCAGACAGCAGAGCCACAGUCACUGGUUCAAUGAACUCUACGAUGUCUCUGUCCCACCUUUGCUCACCAGGAGAAAUCAUGUGCUUAGUGAUAGUGUCCUGAAGUAUUGGAAGGGUCUUCAGAAAUAUAAGAUUGAAUCCAACUACGCCGAAGUGGUGGAGAAGUUGUUCUCGCUCUUCCCAGAUAAAGAACACUACUCCGAUGCUGGACCGGAUCGCUGCAGAAUCUGUGCUGUUGUGGGAAACUCUGGCAACCUCAAAGGAUCCCAUUAUGGACGUCUCAUAGAUCUUCAUGACUUUGUCAUUAGGAUAAAUAAGGGCCCAACCAAAGGUUUUGAGAAGGAUGUGGGUUCCAAGACCACUCAUCGGUUGAUCUAUCCCGAGAGCGCUGUGGAUAUGGACAACUCCACCCACCUGGUGCUUUCUCCCUUUAAGGUCUUGGACAUGGAGUGGCUCAUCAGUGCCUUCACCACUAAAACCAUCACACGCACUUACAUCAAAGUUAAGCCGAGUGUAACUGCCAACAGACAUAAGGUGAUGAUUCUACACCCGGCUUUUAUAAAAUACGUCCAUGAGAUUUGGUUACUAAAACGUGGCCGAUAUCCAUCUACUGGCUUCCUCGCAAUUGUAUUUGCCCUGCACAUCUGUGACCAGGUUUCUGCAUUUGGGUUCGGUGCCGAUCAGUAUGGAAACUGGUUUCAUUACUUUGAGAAAACCGGGCCCAACCUCCGUACCGGCGCUCACAGCGGCAGCUUUGAAUUUGACACUAUGAUGCGCCUUUACCUUGAAAACAAAAUUCAGGUGUUCAGAAGAAGAUAAUCGGAGGAAAUCUGACGUGUCAUGCAACGCUUCAGUAAAUGGAACCAGAACAACCGUGCUGUCAACACCUGCAUCAUAGGGCACUCAUUUAUGCUGCUUGUUUUUUUGUUUGGUUGCAAAUGUUUGCUCGGUUGAGAGAAAAGGCUUCCCUUGAGCAAAGCUCCACAUGCUGUUAUGUAUUUAAAGUGACCCAGUUUUACGGGCGUAGGACAGUCAGAGGUCACUUUAUUGUCUGUGAUGAUAUAUUUUAUUUAUUUAGGCGCCUCACAAAUUCCUGUCUGUGUACAUGGGAGAGAAUGUUUUUUUUUUUGGGUGUGGAAGUCUAUUGUGCAACAGAAUGCUCGGUGGCCCCUCAGAUAACUUCUGAAUGAUCAGCCAAUGAUGCACCUGCUCGGCGACUGGAAUUUUUCCAAAUAAAUGUCUCACGCUGAUGGAGCAGUGAAGGGACACUGUGAAGAAACAGAUCUUUACAUAUUAUCAGGAGGUCAUUAUUUUUUUCGAUAAAGUGUCCUACCUCUGCUAGGGGUCAUAACUAUGCAAUUGUAAUUUCAAUCAAGUCAAGAUGCUUAAAUAUGCCUUUUUAGUGUAGAGCCCAAAUGUGUGUAUCUGUUUGGUGAAACAUCAGGUGCUGCGUGUUUCCAGGAACAGUAGUUUUCUCUUCACCAUGUAAUUUCAAGAAAUGCCUUCAGAACAAAGGCGUUGCUACAAGUAAUGGCUUAUUCCUUGAGAUCAUCAUGUUGUUCACAAAAAAUUCUUAAAAGCUCUCACAUGCUGGGGUACUGAACACACACUUUUGUUUUCGAAAUGGUAACAUGCAUGUUCACGACUGCAUUUCAUUUAAUAAAUGAAAGAAACGCUAAACAUUCACAAAAACAGUCAUGCAGUUAUUUUAACACGUGUCUAGUGUAUUAAAAUCUCGUGUCUCAAGAGGAAGAUU